Molecule: messenger RNA, 819 nt
Organism: Blastomyces dermatitidis ER-3
Lineage: Eukaryota; Fungi; Ascomycota; Eurotiomycetes; Onygenales; Ajellomycetaceae
Exons: 2
Coding region: 173-511 (112 amino acids)
Source: RefSeq, a predicted model, not a curated record
UGCCCGUGGGUUCGUUACCUAGUGUAGCGUAUCGUAUAUACCGUAUGAUACGAUACAUGGAUAUGUACGGUACGGUACAUGUACCUUUUCUAGGCCCUGCGUCUUCCCAUUCCGCAGCAAUAACACGCUGGAGAAGAAAUGCUCUGACAUCCCCUUCGCAUUCGCCUUAUGUAUGAAAUGGAGAAAAAGGAAGUUCUCUUCCCUUCAAAAAAAGCAUAUUCGAAUUCCAAAGCCCACAAACCAUGGAAGACAUCCGCUCUUAUCGGCCCACCGUUCUCCGAGAUGGGUCGGACCCAGACACCCAAGAGCCCAAGGGAAGCGUAGGGAAGAGGGUCGAAAAAGAAUUUUUCUCCCGGUCCCAUUAGGAACCAUCUCGAGAGUCGAGAUACAAUACGGGUUUAGGUUGGGAGAACCAGUAAGCUUAAAUUUCGUUCCUCUCCAUCGGAGAAAGCAAAGAAGCUUCGGCAGUGCACAAAGGAAUCGAGACCACAUAGCAUGUAUACAUAUGUAAUGUACAUAUAUAUAUAUGUGUAUGGCUCCUUUUCCAUCUUCAAAGUGGCAUUUCCAUGAAAGGCGUAUUUCUAUUCCUUCCGCCAUAUCCUCAACGGUAAUGGGGCCGGCGAUAAGACAAUUAAUGCUCUUUCGGAACCGAAACUGACCCGACGAAUGAACAUGAUUCGUUGAACGAUUUGAGGCUCAAGUCAGCCCAGGAGGCUCGUGUGUUUCCAAGAACAGACAAGCAGUGGAAAACCCCACCCAAUGCAUAUUUAUUAUUAUAUACAAUAUAUAUAGUUAAGUCAGUAAAUAUUUAUUCAAUUU